Messenger RNA from Achroia grisella, 7590 nucleotides. It is a transcript of the gene nej, whose product is annotated as CREB-binding protein. Gene Ontology annotation, biological process: positive regulation of transcription by RNA polymerase II. Lineage: Eukaryota; Metazoa; Arthropoda; Insecta; Lepidoptera; Pyralidae. Gene Ontology annotation, molecular function: chromatin DNA binding; zinc ion binding; transcription coactivator activity. The coding region runs from base 485 to 7267 and encodes 2260 amino acids. The transcript is spliced from 22 exons. The record is from RefSeq and is a predicted model, not a curated record. Gene Ontology annotation, cellular component: histone acetyltransferase complex; transcription regulator complex; nucleus.
AAGCGUAGAAAAAGUUUUCAUCAACAGCCGCCAUUUUGCGCUGGAGACACUGAGAAGAAUUUCGGAAUUUGUCGUGUAAAUUUUCUGUUUUUUCUUACAUCAUUUUAUCAUAAACUGUACCAUUCCGUGUAUUUUAAAGUGUUAAGUGAAAUUGUAUUAUUCGAUUAAUGAAAUAAGUCCAUAAAGUCGCGAAAAUCUGGUGAUAUUGUUUUCAUUUAUUGUGCUAGUUCGACGAAAGAUGGUGAGAGGGUCUGUGUAGCUCUUCGAUUCGGAGCUUUGUAAUGGCGAAUACUUGAGUGAGAAAUUUUAAUAUGUGCCUUCAAUGGUGCGAAGGACAUCGGACGAUUGUGAUGUGGAUGAAUUACGUUAUAAUGGAUGACAAAUCGCUCUAAAAUGUUAUUUCUUGAAGAUAUAAGACAUAAAAGUGUUAUUUGAAUCGGCGGGCCGAAAUAUUCACGACGGCUUACGUUUAGUAAACAGAGCCAUGGCCGAUCAUCAUGUGGAUGAACCGCCUAACAAGCGGGCAAAAAUGAUCCGGGACCCUUUCCAGGGUCCCUCGGACUCCGCGGCAGAUGGGUUUUCUAACCUUGACAUGUUCGACCUGGAAAAUCGCCUUCCUGAUGAACUUAUGGGGUCAUGGGUCGAACAGCCUGGAGUCACGGGUCCUAAGCCUCCAGCACAGGGGCCAGGACCUGGGGGGCAAUUAACCCCACAGCAACUUAACGGGGAUGACCCGACAGCUGCAAUGCAGAGGCAAAUGAACAACCAUCUUAUACAACAAGUCUUUUCACAGGGCAACAAAAGUGGCUUAGUAGGCCACGCAAACUCUUUAGGUUUGAAUAGUUUAGGAAGUAAGAGUCCAAAUUUACAAUCACCUCCAAAUGUAUCUGUAUCAAAGGACCUCAUGGGUGGUAUGCACUCACAACUAAUGCCAAAUACAAGUCAUCCAAAUCAACUACAUUCGACAAUGCCGAUGAGCUCCAUUCAAGGGGGAAUGAAUGUUGCAAAUGUUGGCAAUAUGAUUGUGACAAAUAGCAAUAUGACCGGCGCGGGCAUGCUAGGCAGUGGAAUUAUAAACAAUGUCAAUAAACAACUACCGGGACUCAUGGCCGGUAAUCAUCAUCCGAACCCUCCGCAUCAUCCGCACGCGCAACAGAUGCAAAACGGGCCGCUCGGAGGGAGAGUGGGCGGCGUGGGAGUCGGGGGCGUCGGAGGAGUGGGCAUGCAGGCACCUAACAUGCGGACGAGCCUGCAACACCACCCGCGCAUGCAGGCCCCGGGCGGCGGCGCUCUGCUUACUCCCUACCAUCCGACGUACGGGCAGUCGGCCACGGGCGGAAACGCGGGCGGCCCAGGAGCGCCUGCGCCGCGGCCGCCCGGUGUACGUUUCGGGCCUCCCGGCGAGAGCGGCGGCGGCGCGGCGCAGGCCGUGCCUCCGGCGCCGUCACCGCAGACGCCGGGCGCGCCCGCCGGCGGCCAGUCGCAGCCCCAGGCCGCCACGCAGGCUGCGGCGCCACCCUCCGCCGCGCCCGCACCCUCGGGCUCCAUCGCCGACCCGGAGAAGCGCAAGCUCAUCCAGCAACAACUCGUACUAUUGCUGCACGCGCACAAAUGCCAGCGGCGCGAGCUGCAAUCUAACGGCGAGACGUGGCAGUGCUCAUUACCGCACUGCAAGACUAUGAAACAAGUUCUGACGCAUAUGAUGUCGUGUCAGGCGGGAAAAAAUUGUGCAGUACCACAUUGUUCUUCGUCGAGACAGAUUAUAAAUCAUUGGAAGCAUUGUAAUAAAAAUGACUGCCCUGUUUGCUUGCCACUCAAACAAGCAGAUAGGACUAGAACUAAUAACAUGAAUUCGGCACCAGUAAGUCACACGACGACGGGCGUCGGCGGGGGCACCGUGGCCGGUGUCGGCGUCGGCGGCGUAGCCGGCGUCGGCAACGUAGGCGGUGUGGGCCCCGUGGGCGGCGUGGGUGGUGUGGCAGGCGUGGGAGGCGUGAGCGGCGCCCCCGGGAACAUGAGCGGCGUGGGCGGCGUCAACUCACUGGCGCCGGUAGCCGCGAGCGCGCCGCCGCCCGCGAGCAGCACGCAGGGCGCGGACAUGAAGCGCGCGUACGAGGCGCUGGGCAUCGCGUGCCCGACGUCCGUCUCCAACAUGGUGGGCGGCGGAUUCCCUCGAGCGGCCAUCGCGCGCAUGCCCGUGCCGCGCCCGCCCGGCAUGGCGGACGUGGUGCAGCAGCCGCAGCAGAUGUCGCAGCUGUUCGCUACGCAUCAGAACCCGCAAGACCUCCAGCAGCAGCAACAGCAGCAGCUGAUAAGUGCUGGCACACUACAAUUACCCGGCGGGCCUGUAACCGCUAACCCCGCUUCUGGCACGAAGGAGUGGCAUCAGUCUAUAACAUCCGAUCUCAGAAACCAUCUUGUUCAUAAACUGGUGCAAGCUAUCUUUCCGACCCCAGAUCCACACGCGAUGCUCGAUAAGAGAAUGCACAACUUAGUCGCUUACGCGAGAAAGGUCGAGGGCGACAUGUACGACAUGGCGAGUACGAGAUCAGAGUACUAUCACCUUCUCGCAGAAAAGAUAUAUAAAAUACAAAAGGAACUAGAGGAAAAGAGACAAAAGCGAAAAGAACAACAGCUGCAGGCGCAACAACAGCAGGCGCAGCAGCAGCAGCAGCAGCAGCAGAACCAGCUGCAGCAACAGCCGGUGGGCGUGAUGUCGGGCGGCGGCGUGCUGGGCGGGCGCGCGGCGGCGGUGGGCGGCCCGCGCGCGCCGCCCGCCCAGCUGCCCGCCAUGCGCAUCCCGUCGCCCGGCAUGACGCUCGCCAUGCCCGCCAACCGCAUGGCCUUCCAGGGCAACCUCGUCGGACCGCCGGGGCCCAGUCCCAACCAGAUGCCGCAAACGCCGAACGGCGGCAACGUGGGCGUCGGCAGCGUGGGCAACCCGGGCAUGUCGCCGUUCGGGCAGCCGAUGACGUCGCCCGCGCCGCAGUACCCGCCGAUGGCCAGCAACGGGCCCGCGCCGCUCGCCUCGCCCAGCCACCAGGGCGAGGCGAAGCGGCCGGCGGCGAGCCCGUUCGUGAACCACUCGGGCCCGUUCUCGCGCGGCGAGCCGGCCGCGUCGCCGGGCGUGGGGGGCGCGGGCGGGGCGCCGGGCACGCCCGCCACGCCGCUCGCGCUGCCCAGCCCCGCGCCCGACGCCCGGCCCGCCUCGCGCCCGCCCGCCGCGCCCGCCGCGCACCCGCCCGCGCCGCACCCGCCCGCCGCGCUCCCCCCCGCGCCGCCGCCCGCCCGCGACGACGCAGACCUCUCGCAGGACGCGCGCGACGUCCACAUAAAACAGGAGCCGGAGGAAAUCCGCAUCAAAGAAGAACCCGAUGAUGACUGUGGGGGUAAAGGCAUGCGCGACGAAAUCCCGAGCGAGCCUUCGCAACGAACUGAAUUUGUAGUAAAGCAAGAAAUCAAGUCAGAGAUUAAACAGGAGGUGAAAGAAGAACCUAGCGAGGCUGCCAGCGAGGGGGCUACCGCAAGACGAGUGUUCGUAUUCAAAGCGGAGGAGCUGCGGAUGGCCCUGAUGCCGACCCUGGAGAAACUGUUUCGCCAGGAGCCGGAGUCGCUGCCCUUCCGUCAGCCGGUGGACGCGCAGGCGCUCGGCAUUCCCGAUUACUUCGAUAUAGUAAAAAAUCCUAUAGACUUAUCUACGAUUAAGAUGAAACUGGAUCAUGGCGAAUACAAAGACCCGUGGGAGUAUGUGGAUGACGUGUGGCUCAUGUUCGAGAAUGCAUGGCUCUACAAUCGCAAGAAUUCUCGAGUCUACAGAUAUUGUAAUAAAUUGUCGGAGGUGUUCGAGCAAGAAAUAGACCCUGUGAUGCAAAGUCUUGGAUACUGUUGUGGGAGAAAAUACACAUUUAACCCACAAGUGCUAUGUUGUUUCGGCAAACAACUUUGUACCAUACCUCGCGACGCCAAGUACUUCAGUUACCAGAACAGUCUAAAAGCGUAUGGGGUUGUGUCCGAUAGAUACACCUUCUGCCAGAAAUGCUUCAAUGACAUCCAAGGCGACACCGUAACGCUGGGCGACGAUCCGCAGCAACCGCAGACUGCAAUCAAAAAAGAUCAAUUCAAGGAAAUGAAGAAUGAUCACCUUGAACAGGAACCGUUUGUUCUAUGUAUGGACUGCGGUAGGAAGCAGCACCAGAUAUGUGUGCUGCAUCAUGACCAAAUAUGGCCUCAGGGCUUCUGCUGUGAUAAUUGUUGGAAAACGAAGGGAGCUAAACGGAAAGAUAACAAAUUCUGCGCUAAAAAGCUGCCUACCUCGAAACUUGGCAUUUAUAUUGAAACGAGAGUUAAUAAUUUUCUUAAGAAAAAAGAGGCUGGCGCGGGCGAAGUGCAUAUCAGAGUUGUGGCAUCUUCGGAUAAGAUGGUAGAAGUUAAACCUGGAAUGCGAACACGAUUUGUAGAAUCGGGAGAGUUAUGCGCCGAAUUCCCGUAUCGGGCUAAAGCGUUAUUUGCAUUUGAGGAAGUUGACGGAACCGACGUGUGUUUCUUCGGUAUGCAUGUACAGGAAUAUGGAAGCGAAAGUCCGUCGCCCAACAAGAGACGUGUAUAUAUAGCAUAUUUAGAUUCCGUUCAUUUCUUCCAACCCAAACAAUAUAGGACUGGUGUAUAUCACGAAAUUUUAUUAGGUUAUUUGGACUACGCUAAACAAUUGGGUUAUACAAUGGCCCACAUAUGGGCUUGUCCUCCCUCAGAGGGCGAUGACUACAUUUUCCACUGCCAUCCAACCGAACAAAAAAUACCUAAACCGAAACGUUUGCAAGAGUGGUAUAAGAAAAUGUUAGAUAAAGGUAUAAUAGAGAGAAUUAUAUUAGACUACAAAGACAUUCUUAAGCAAGCAAUGGAGGACAAUAUCUCUUCUGCGGCGGAGCUGCCCUACUUUGAGGGUGAUUUCUGGCCCAACGUGUUAGAAGAAUCUAUCAAAGAGUUGGACCAGGAGGAAGAGGAGAAGAGAAAGCAAGCUGAAGCCGCUGAAGCAGUGAUAUUCCAGUCGUCGGAGGAGAACGAACAAGGCCCUGACGGAAAAAAGAAGGGACAAAAGAAGGCAAAGAAAUCGAACAAAUCGAAGGCCGCUCAGAGAAAGAACAGCAAAAAACAGAGCGACCAGCAGCAGGGUAGUGAUCUCAGUGCAAAGAUAUUUGCAACCAUGGAGAAACACAAAGAAGUGUUCUUCGUUAUAAGGCUACAUUCCGCACAGUCCGCAGCCAGUUUAGCGCCUAUCCAAGACCCGGACCCAUUAGUAAACUGUGACCUGAUGGACGGCCGCGACGCAUUCCUAACAAUGGCGCGCGACAGGCACUACGAGUUCUCGUCGACGCGGCGAGCCAGGUUUUCCACGUUAUGCAUGCUGUACGAGCUCCACAACCAAGGGCAGGACAAGUUCGUUUACACAUGCAACAGCUGCAAGUCCCACGUCGAGACCAGAUACCAUUGCACGGUCUGCGACGAUUUCGAUCUCUGCGUGGUCUGCUACGAGAAGGAGGGUCACCCGCACAAGAUGGACAGGCUAGGCUUCGACAUCGAUGUUGGUUCGUCGCCUGGCGAUAUGAAGCAAGCAAACCCACAGGAGGCGCGCAAGCUGUCCAUCCAACGCUGCAUACAGUCGCUGGUGCAUGCAUGCCAGUGUCGCGACGCCAACUGCCGACUACCAUCGUGCCUCAAGAUGAAGCGAGUUGUUCAGCACACGAAGAUCUGCAAGCGCAAGACCAAGGGCGAUUGUCCCAUAUGCAAGCAACUCAUUGCGCUAUGCUGCUACCAUGCGAAACACUGCCAGGAAACGAAGUGCUCGGUGCCGUUCUGCAGCAGCAUAAAGCAGAAGCUGAAGCAGCAACAGGUGCAACAGCGGGUGCAGCAGGCGAAGCUGCUGCGGCGGCGCAUGGCGGCGAUGAACACGCGCGCGUGCGCGACGGGCGGCUCGUCGCCCCCGCCGCCCGCGCUGUCCUCCCCGCCGCCCUCCAAGCCCACCGCGCACGCAGCGCACGCCGCACACCCGCACGCGCACGCGCACCACGCGCCCACGCCGCCCGCCACCCACGCCGCGCACGCAGCCCACGCGCUGCCGCACAACGUGCAGAAGGCGCUCCAACAGGUACACGAGGAGGCGGCGCGGCAGCAGGCUCCGUCGUUCGGCAAGCACUGCAGCCUGAUGGGUCCGCCGGGCGGGCCGGGGGGCCCGGGCGGUCCCGGCGGGCCGGGCCCCGUGGGCCCCGGGCCCGGGCCGGCGGCGGUCCCCGGCGCGAGCGCGGCGGCGGGCGCGCGCGCGGGCGCCGACUGGGCGGCGGGCCGGUACCGCGCGCCGCCGCCGCUGCACCACCCGCCGCCGCACGCGCGCCUCCCGCCGCACCACGUGGCGCACGCGCAGCACGUGCCGCAGCCGCACGCGCCCGCACAACUACAGCAACGAGCGCCUGCGCCACAACAACAACAAAACCAACCACAAAUGCACCAGCAGGCGCUACAGAAACUAAUGGCGACGUUAAGAUCGCCAACCAGCCACAAUCAACAGCAGGAGAUAUUACAAAUUCUCAAGUCAAAUCCACCGCUAAUGGCAGCCUUCAUCAAACAGAGACAGAACGCCCAAAACCAACAAUCGGCCGCGGGCGGCGUGGGCGGAGUGGGCGCCGCGUGCGGCGUCGGGCUCGGCGGCGGCGGCGUGCCGCAGCAGCAACAGCAGCUGCAUACCAUGAUGCAGCCGCAGCAGCAGCAGAGGCUGCAGCAGAUGCACCAGAUGCUGCCCCAGCAAACGCAGGUGGGAAAUGUGUCAAACGUUGGCAUGGGCGGCGUGGGGACGGUGGGAGGAGUGGGUGGCGCCGGCGGCGUCGGUGGGGUGGGCGGCGUGGGCGGCGUGGGCAGCAUGCCGCCGGCGGGCGCGGGCGGGUGGUUCAACAAGCAGGCGGGCGGCGGCGCGGGCGGAGUGGGCGGCGUGGGCGCGGUGGGCGGCAUGCUGGGCAUGCGCGCGCCGUACGCGGGCGGCGGCGCGGCGGCGGCGCGGCUGGGCGCGCGGUACGGGUUCCCGGGCGGCGGCGUGGGCGGCGUGGGCGGCGUGCUGCAGCGCUCGCCGCCCGCCACGCCGUCGUCGCGGCCGCCCACGCCGUCGGAGCUGCUGCUGCUGCGGCAGUCGCCCGCGCCGCCCGCGCCGCACCCGCCGCCCGACGACCAGCUGCCGCCGAUGACGCCGCAGGACCAGCUCACUAAGUUCGUCGAGCAGUUGUAGUGUACAUAGCCGAGGCGCGGCGCGUCGCCUUGUAAUAUAUAAGAUACCGGUGACGCCGCGCGGUCCCCGUCUCCAGUCCCCCGCCCCCUCCCCUCCCCGCCCUCGCUCGUGACCCCUCCCCAGCCCUAUUUAUUGUCGAUAAAGUUAUUGUUAGUGACGCGAGGGACGUAAGUUAAGUAUUACGAUGACCGAAUCGAGCGCUCAAUGUACAAAAUGUAAAUAUGAGAGAAGUACGUCCUGUCAGCUUCUGCGUAAUAUAAGUUGUUCGUACUGUAGGUACAUUAUGAUACUUAUUCUGUUUAUUGUAAUUAAAUCAUUUUAUA